Molecule: messenger RNA, 1805 nt
Organism: Brassica oleracea var. oleracea
Lineage: Eukaryota; Viridiplantae; Streptophyta; Magnoliopsida; Brassicales; Brassicaceae
Product: glycosyltransferase-like KOBITO 1
Exons: 11
Coding region: 1-1605 (534 amino acids)
Biological process (GO): response to abscisic acid; cellulose biosynthetic process
Source: RefSeq, a predicted model, not a curated record
AUGAAAUCGAUGCACAGAGCUCCACUAAUCUCUUCUUCUUCUUCAUCAUCAUCUUCCUCCUCCUCGAGCAACUCUUUCGUCUCUAGGCUUCUCCUUCUAUUGACUCUGCUCCCAGUCUCCCUCGCCUGCCUCGCCUUCAUCCUCCAAUGGCGAGGCGGUGGUCUCGCCGAUCCCGCCUCCGCUUCCGUCAUCUCCUCGACCUCAGUCCCUGGCGGUAACUCCGAUCUCAACCACGAGGUGUUUCCGGGUAUGGAGACUGUCUCGUCCGUCUCCCCGAAAGCUCACCAGUCCUCUUCAUCCGACUGCUCGAAUCUAGCUCGAAGCUCUUCACCUUCCUUUCCUUAUUACGGUGAUUGGAAGUUCGGUGUUGAUUCUAACUUAAAGCCUAAGAUAUGUAUCACGACUAGCACAUCAGCAGGAUUGGAUCAGAUUCUGCCGUGGAUGUUCUACCAUAAGGUUCUUGGCGUCUCCACGUUUUUUCUCUUCGUUGAAGGGAAAGCUGCUACUCCCAGUAUAUCUAAAGUUCUCGAGUCUAUUCCUGGGGUUAAGGUGAUAUACAGGACGAAAGAGCUGGAGGAGAAGCAGGCAAAGAGCCGGAUUUGGAAUGAGACGUGGCUUUCUUCGUUCUUUUACAAGCCCUGCAAUUACGAGUUAUUUGUCAAACAAUCUCUCAACAUGGAAAUGGCUAUUGUCAUGGCAAGGGAUGCGGGUAUGGAUUGGAUCCUUCACCUAGACACAGAUGAGCUGAUAUACCCAGCAGGUGCUCGUGAGUACUCAUUGAGACGGUUGCUCCUCGAUGUUCCUCCAAAUGUGGAUAUGGUUAUAUUUCCAAAUUAUGAAAGCAGCGUAGAAAGAGAUGAUAUCAAGGAUCCUUUCACAGAGGUGUCAAUGUUUAAAAAGAACUAUGACCAUCUUCCAAAGGAUACAUAUUUUGGAAUGUACAAAGAAGCAACACGGAAUAAUCCAAACUACUUCUUGACUUAUGGUAAUGGCAAAUCAGUUGCUCGGGUUCAAGAUCACCUCCGACCAAAUGGAGCACACAGAUGGCAUAAUUACAUGAAAACUCCCAAUGAGAUCAAACUGGAGGAGGCAGCUGUCUUACACUACACAUAUGCCAAAUUCUCCGACUUAACAUCCAGGCGUGACCGAUGUGGUUGCAAGCCGACAAAAGAAGACGUGAAAAGAUGCUUUAUGUUGGAUUUUGAUAGAUCUGCAUUUAUAAUUGCGUCAACAGCAACUGAAGAUGAAAUGAUAAGCUGGUACCGUGAACAUGUUGUGUGGGGAGACAAAGAAGUGAAGAUGAAACUCCUUAGGAAGGGUAUACUGACUCGCAUUUAUUCACCAAUGGUGGUUAUACAAGCAUUGAAGGAGUCUGGUGUUUUCAGCUCGGUUGUGUCAUCAGCUUCAUCGAAUCUUUCAAAGAAACAGUUCUUAGCAUCAAUGCACAAAGGCAACUCUUCGAAAACUACAGAAUCUGAGUCCCUUCCUUUAAAGGACAAGGAGUCUCAGGGCAUCUCUGCAAGACACCUUCUAGGAACUGAAUCAGCGGUUCCUCCUUUAUCACCUCCUGGGAUGGAACACGCUAGAUUUGUCACAGAGGAUUAACUGAUUUUUGCUUUGCUUCCUCCUCCUUACUGAGUGAUAUUAAUACUCGAUGCAAUGCUAGUGCUUGUGUAGCUUUAGGAGGAUGAGUAAAGAAAAAACGGCUUUGUAUGAUUUUUUGGAUAUACUUUCCCCAAAUUUGGAGCUGCUUAUAAUGUGGAUAAUAUAUAUUUGUUUUAUAUUCAACUUUGAGUUUUAGCAUU